UUGCAAUCGGGUGUAAUUGUUGGAGCAAUACUGACACAUUACGUAGUGUUGUGCGUCUAAUGACAGAGGAGUUACCUGUUGGAAUUUCACUGCUGGAUUGAUACGAUACGCUUCACACCCUACGAAGGGUAAGAAACGUUCAAACUAUACUUCAAACAAUGACAAACCACAGCGACAGUCUCCAUACUCCUGACCUCGACCUUCAACUCCGUCUCUAUGACAACCAGUACGCCCAACAAGUAGUGCCCGCCAUCUUGUUCCUGGCCAUUCUGAUGAUUGUCGGAUGUAUUGGGAACGCCCUCGUCUUUUAUGUGUAUCAUGUGAAGAUGAAACGAAACACAACCCGGGUGUAUAUUCUAUCAGUUGCAGCGUUUGAUCUUCUGAACUGUGUUGUGUGUAUACCCAAUGAAAUAGCAGACAUGCGAUAUAACUACACCUUUGGGCGAUAUGCUCUAUGUAAAGUAGUUCGCGUAUUCAUCGUGUUCUCGUCGUUUGGGUCGGGGUUCAUACUGCUUGUUGUAGCAGUAGAUCGUUACAGAAGGGUAUGCAGGCCAUUUCAAAAGCAGAUGAGCACAAGAACUGCCCGGGUAGCUGUAACAAUUUGCACUGUUCUAUCGUUCUUUAUAUCACUACCAGCGUAUGUUAUCUACGGCUCAAGAACUGUGCCUCUAGAUAUCGUCAACAUCAAUGGUUCUGACUGUUCCAUUUCUGAUGAAUGCGAUGCAAUUGCCCAACAAUCGACCAGCCAGGAGGACGCUUCGAACAGCACAGGGCAAGAAAGGAAACCAGAGCACAGUUCUAAAGACAAGACAUGGCUGGGUAUAGACGUAUCUGCCUCCUGUGAUGCUGAGUCGGCGAAUUUCCACACAUCGCCCCGAAGAGACGGAGGUGAACGGAGGACUUUGUUCAUGUUGUUUCUUAUCACUCUCGUGUUUGUGUUGAGCUUUCUGCCACACUUGACUCUGAUGGUGACACUGGCGGUGAACAAAUAUAUCUUUGAAGAAAUCCAAGGGUUUGGAUUGGCUGCGUUCAACCUGUUCAUCAGGUCGUUUUUCAUCAACAGUGCCUCUAAUCCUUUCAUAUACAGCUUCUGUAGCACCAACUUCAGACGCGAACUUGGAGUCGUAAUCUGGAAAUUAAAUUGUCGGGCAACAAAGAACUAGUAAUUCGAGAAAGAAAUAAUCACAGUCGAAUUUCUGCCGAAACAUUCCAUGGUGCUUAAAGUGCAAAAAAAACAUAAUGUGAAUACGGUCAACAACUUGUGUCGAAGUUUGAGGAAUGAGGAAAAUACUUCGAGUUAUCCUAGGUUCAACACAGGAACAAUUCGAAACAAUGUUGUUUCAAUGUAUGUAAUGUUGACAUGUUUACAAACAUAACCGAUCAUUGACAAACCUUCCAAAUGCAAACUUUUCUGUCUGGGGCUCAACCCAAAAAGUACUAGAAUCUGUACUUGACUAAGAAAGUGUAAUCCCAAAUAUAACAUAUGUUACAUUUGAUGACUUU
Molecule: messenger RNA, 1503 nt
Organism: Haliotis rubra (blacklip abalone)
Lineage: Eukaryota; Metazoa; Mollusca; Gastropoda; Lepetellida; Haliotidae
Product: orexin receptor type 2-like
Exons: 3
Coding region: 159-1163 (334 amino acids)
Biological process (GO): neuropeptide signaling pathway
Cellular component (GO): membrane
Molecular function (GO): G protein-coupled peptide receptor activity
Source: RefSeq, a predicted model, not a curated record